Molecule: messenger RNA, 1341 nt
Organism: Sebastes umbrosus (honeycomb rockfish)
Lineage: Eukaryota; Metazoa; Chordata; Actinopteri; Perciformes; Sebastidae
Gene: cd83
Product: CD83 molecule
Exons: 5
Coding region: 96-776 (226 amino acids)
Source: RefSeq, a predicted model, not a curated record
CAGUUUCGUUUCCUGGAAUUGCGGGAGGAAACUCUUUAUAAAAGCCCCGCUCUUAAAAGUCAGUCCACUGUCCUCUCCUGCCACACAUCAUCAUCAUGAUGUCUACAGAUAUUAUGAGGGUUGCUCUGCUGCUGUCACUGUGGUCGUGCCUCGCUGCAGGCUUGGCCAUCACAGGAAACCUGCUGGAAGUUGAAGCAGUUUUCGGUGAGGAUUCAACUCUUGAAUGCACCGCAGAACCCAAACCUGGUGUCCAGUACAUAGCAGUGAGGUGGUACAAGGUCGGAGAGCCUCCGUUGCCUCGUCUCUCGGGCCUUUUGACCAGAGACCUCCCCGACGGCCCUAUGCGCAGGUACACCGGCCUGGAGCGAGAGGUGGAGCUGCUUCGCGACUCCCGCAACGUCCUGCUGCCCAACGUGACGUGUGACGACGGCGGCUUGUACCAGUGUCACCUGGCGGCGCCAGUGGGGGAGCAGAACCGGGAGGGCCUGGUGCUCCUCACUCUGACAGAUUGUCCCACAGACGGUCCCUCCGAAGAUCCGAUGACAGACACUUACGUGCUUAUUGUGGCUGCAAUAGUGCUGAUGCUCGGACUUGGAAUUUUCUUCAUAAGCUACGGCAGUUUGAAGAGCAUCCUCAAAGACAGAAACCAGAUAACAAGAAAAGAAACUUUAUUGGACGCACCGCUCAGACCGCUUGAAAAAAAGGACUUACAGUUGAUCUAUACGUUGGGUCCUAAAGUGUCUAAAACACCCACGAUGAAGCAUGUCUGUGUUUAAAGACAAAGACGGUGUUGGAUACUGAAAGAGAAAGACGACCCGCCGGCCGGGGAGACUCCACAAAACAGCUUCUUUUUAAUGUGAGGAUCCACAUGUCCUCACGUUAAUAUCUCCAUUACUUGUCCUCAAUUGAUCUAUUCGAAUGAAAUAAGAAAAAAUCCAGUGGACAGCAUGAGCAGCAUGACCGUCACCAUCAACUUAAUCUAUAAAAUCAGCUGCAGCCUCGUCACUGGAACACUGAAAAUCCUAAUAAUGAGCGAGUUUAAACACUAACAGACUUGAUGCCCCCCGACUCCAGCUGAGGACCAACUCUAGAAAACUCUUCAGAAGCUAAAAAAAAUGUGGACACAGAGCGGGAUCUCCCACCGAGACGGAAACUGGUGGUCGUCGGGGCUGCUGUGGCUCAGGAGCUAGAACGGGUACCGACAGGAUGGUGGUUCGAUACCCGGCUCCUCCUGUCCACGUGUGGAAGUGUCCCUGAGCAAGACACUGAACCCCAAAUUGCUCCCAAUGGUCAGGCGACCAUGGUAGUUCACUGAUAUCAUGUGAUACAUGUGAAAUUGUA